Cannabis sativa is the source of this 1537-nucleotide messenger RNA. Its product is annotated as protein CONSERVED ONLY IN THE GREEN LINEAGE 160, chloroplastic. The record is from RefSeq and is a predicted model, not a curated record. The transcript is spliced from 9 exons. The coding region runs from base 275 to 1309 and encodes 344 amino acids. NCBI's taxonomy places the organism in Eukaryota, Viridiplantae, Streptophyta, Magnoliopsida, Rosales, Cannabaceae.
AAGAAACCUUGGUGAAUUUUUAUUAUUAAUUGGUUUCAUAAAAAGAAAAGAAAUAAUUAGAGAAAAAUAUCUUGCAUUGUUGAACACGAGUGUUACAUAGCACAGCUUUCUUUCUCCAUCACCCAUCGCCCACCCUCUAUCUCCGUUAUUCAAUCUCUUCUCUAUCGGCCAAGUCCUCGCCUUUCUUGCUUCACUAACUCAUCGGAGACGACCAAUUCCGUUUCACUAUAUACUAAGUAGUAGUGGGAUUACAGUUACUUCAUCAAGUUCAACGAUGGCAGUUCUCAAGUAUUGCAUUACAGUUACUUCAUCAGCAACACCCAUCUCUCCGGAUUCUGCAAACCCAGCUGUGCCAGACCCACGACAGACCAAAGUCAUUUUGCCCAAGAAGAAGGCCGUGAAAUGGUCCACUGGGAUGGCUCCGGGCGAGUAUGGUGGUCCACCGACCACCACUAAACUUCGCAAGUACUGGGGAGGUGAAGGAGAAGACCCUAUAACAUCUGACGAGUUUAUAUGGAACAAAGACUUCAUGAGUCGCAUGAAUAAAUUGAUUGAUGACUCUGCUUCUCCACCUCAACAACCUCCUGUUAAGGAAAAGCCUUCUGGGUUUCUCAGCAUUAACAGAGUCAUGCCUCUUGACAGUAUGGAGGUUGAUUUGAGUAAAGAACUCACAACUCCUACCAAGCGUGAGAUAGAGCUGCAAGUAGAGCCUACAACUGAGUUUAAAGCUAGCACGGUGACCAAAUGGAGACCAGCACCAACAAGGCGAGAGCAAGAUAAGUGGGAUAGAGCUGCGAAGGCUGCAACUGGAGGCACUGAAGCAAUGUUUCGGGAACUAAGGCAACCAAAAGGGGACCCUGCAGUUAUUGCUGCUCAAUCAAGGGAACAGUAUACUAAGUUAAAAAACAAAUUACAGAUCCUGACAGUGGGUGUAGGUGGUGUUGGUUUAGCCUCAGCUUAUGUUUCCUAUUCUCCUGAAAUUACAGCUAGCUUCGGUGCUGGUUUGAUUGGUUCUUUGGUAUAUAUGAGAAUGCUGGGAAAUACUAUUGAUUCCAUGGCAGAUGGAGCAAGGGGUCUUAUCAAGGGAGCAAUAGGACAGCCAAGGCUAUUGGUUCCUGUUGUAUUGGUCAUGCUCUUCAACCGGUGGAACGGGUUAGUAUCUUCGAUUUACAUGCUUUUCGUUGGCAGUUGGUUCAUGGUUUAUAACCAUUAUUUGGCCAAUUGGUUCCAUACAUUUUGUUGUGAUAUCAAAAUGGAGCAAGUUAUUACUCUUGUUUUUUCUCUUCAACAAUUUGUGUUUGUUGUGUAGGAUUCUUGUUCCAGAAUAUGGCUUCAUGCACUUGGAAUUGAUACCCAUGUUGGUUGGGUUUUUCACUUAUAAGAUUGCUACUUUCAUCCAAGCUAUAGAAGAAGCAAUUACGGUGGUUCAAAAUGACACAAGUACAUAAAUGUGGGCAAAGUUUCCAUUUUUACACAAUGUAUCAUAGUACUAUUUGUAUUUCAAACUGGCAUGAAUACAAAAUAUUUAUAGGAUAAA